GGGAGGGGUCAUGAUCCGGAGCAAAAGGUUCGGUUCGCCAGGAGAGGUUUCGUGGCUUUUCAUCGUUGGGUGUUUGUACUUCGGGUUUCGACGACUUCCCCGCGAAGGAUGAUAUUGUAUGGAAUGGAAUGGCAUAGGGGCGGUGAGAAUCUCCGCUCGGGCUCCUCUCCUCUGUCAGUGGCUCGCCUUGGCCCCUGUUCGCUGCGCCCAGGACCACGCUACCCUUUGCCUCAUGACGAAAGCAACUGGUCUCAGGUACAGAGUACACUACGAUGUAGGUAGUGGAGGGACGAAGGAACCCUUUCAUACGAGGAAAAGUUCGUUGGUAGUCGGGAACUUGGUCCCUAGGUCCCCUUCUUCCGUCCAGGCGGGUUACAGAAGAGGCAAGGAAUCGUCAGCAAUCUCCAUCUUUCCCCAGUGUUCCCCUGUUGCUUGCGAUUGUCUCCGGAUAUGUUAUUGGCGAUGUUCAUGCUUCAUGAUUCGCGCGAGGAUGCGAAAUGACCGAAUUCUCCAUAUUUGUUCUUGCCAAGGUCCCUCGGCGCCAAUACACGUAGAGGGGGGGCAAGGAGCAACGGGAGAGAAACGAUGACAUGAAGGAAGAAAAAACCAAGAGACCAAGGGACCAAACCCAAUGACACGCACUGUACAAGGUGUAACCCUUCCUACAUAUGCACCAAAGUCGCCUCUACGUAGGCAGUGCCGCUUCAGGCCGGGGAUACCUAGCGUUCGUGCCUCGCCCCAUCUCCGUUAGCUUAUCAGGGGAGGCACCUGGAAGGAAUAACCGUAGUGUAGACGGCCCAGCUUGGCAACUAUGGCGUAGGUAGUAGACAUGGCUUUUUGGCCCAGUGGGCAUGCAGCAUACCCCCCUCCUUUACGUGUGGUGAGACCGCUAAUCUGGCCUGCCACCUCAUCUCAAAAACUUGU
This is a messenger RNA of Colletotrichum navitas, 924 nucleotides long. RefSeq lists its product as uncharacterized. The transcript has 2 exons. The record is from RefSeq and is a predicted model, not a curated record. NCBI's taxonomy places the organism in Eukaryota, Fungi, Ascomycota, Sordariomycetes, Glomerellales, Glomerellaceae. The coding region runs from base 119 to 589 and encodes 156 amino acids.